Molecule: messenger RNA, 4309 nt
Organism: Myxocyprinus asiaticus (Chinese sucker)
Lineage: Eukaryota; Metazoa; Chordata; Actinopteri; Cypriniformes; Catostomidae
Product: mucin-22-like
Exons: 11
Coding region: 67-3960 (1297 amino acids)
Source: RefSeq, a predicted model, not a curated record
ACACCUCUCACUUCAAACACGAGUCCUGACAAAACAGUUAGCACAGCUGAAACAACGGAAAUAACCAUGACAGAGCAGACAAUUGAGACAUUUGCGACAAGUUUGGCAAUAACAACCCAAACCACUUUAACUGCGUAUGCUUCAGGAUCUACAGAGGAUUCGAUGUUAGGCACAACAGAUCGGACCACCAUAGGAUCAGUCUUUACAACUGGUAGGCCAACUGAAACAUCCACCCUAGAAAAGUUAACAACACCAGAGACAAGUUCAGCAGCAGCCAAUAAAACACCUUACAGUACCCCCAUCUCUGCAUCUACGGAAGGCCUGACCUUACAAACAACAGCCUGGAUCACCGAAGAAGGAUCAACCCUUACAACUGGUGAGACAUUGGAAAUAUCCUCUACGGCAGGAGAGACAACAACAGCCACCAUUUCAAGCACAAAGCCAGACACAAUGACCAGUACAACUGAUAAAGCAGUGAGCACAUCUUUCCAGGAAACAAGUGCAACAUCAGAGACAAGUUCUUCACAGUGGACAACCAUUACUGAAACUGUUCCUUUCACUGCAGUGUCAGAAGCCCUAACAGCAAGUGCAACCAUUGGAUCUUCUUCCACUCAAGCUUCAACAUUUAAAACUGGUGGCCCAACUUAUACAUCCACCUUGUCAGCAGAGACAAUGACACCUCUCAUUUCAAACACGAGCCCUGACAAAACAGUUAGCACAGCUGAAACAACGGAAAUAACCAUGACAGAGCAGACAAGUGAGACAUUUGGGACAAGCUUGGCAAUAACAACCCAAACCACUUUAACUGCAUAUGCUUCUGGAUCUACAGAGGAUUCGAUGUUAGGCACAACAGAUCGGACCACCAUAGGAUCAAUCUUUACAACUGUUAGGCCAACUGAAACAUCCACCCUAGAAAAUUUAACAACACCAGAGACAAGUUCAGCAGCGGCCAAUAAAACACCUUACAGUACCCCCAUCUCUGCAUCUACGGAAGGCCUGACCUUACAAACAACAGCCUGGAUCACUGAAGAAGGAUCAACCCUUACAACUGGCGAGACAUUGGAAAUAUCCACUACAGCAGGAGAGACAACAACAGCCACCAUUUCAAGCACAAAGCCAGACACAAUGACCAGUACAACUGAUAGAGCAGUGAGCACAUCUUUCCAGGAAACAAGUGCAACAUCAGAAACAAGUUCUUCACAGUGGACAACCAUUACUGAAACUGUUCCUUUCACUGCAAUGUCAGAAGCCCUAACAGCUAGUGCAACCAUUGGAUCUUCUUCCACAGAAGCUAAGAUAUUUACAACUGGUGGGCCAACUUAUACAUCCACCUUGGCAGCAGAGACAACGAUACCUCUCACUUCAAACGUGAGCCCUGACACAACAGCUAGCACAGCUGAGACAACAGAAAUAACCAUCGCAGACCAGACAAGUGAGACACCUGAGACAAGCUUGGCAACAACAACCCAAACCACUUACACUCCCUUUGUUUCAGGAUUUACAGAGGGGUUGAUCUCAGGCACAACAGCUUGGACCACCAUAGGAUCAACCUUUACAACAGGUGGGCAGACUGAAACAUCCACCCCAGGAGAGUCAACAUCAUCACAGACAAGUUCGGGAGCUGCCACUCAAACCACUUACAGUAUCCCCAUCUCAGAAUAUACAGAGGAGCUGACCUCAGAAAAAUCAACUUGGACCAUUGAAGGAUCAACCCUUACUACUGGUGGACCAUCUGAUACUUCCUCCUCAGCAGGAGAGACAAUGACAUCUACCAUUUCAAGCAUGAACACAGUUGCCGGUACAACUAAAGGACCAGUGAGCACAUCUGCUCAGAAAACAAGUGCAACAUCUGAGACAAGUUCUUUACAGGGGACAGCCAUUACUGAAACUGUUACUUCCACAGCAACAACUCAAGCCCAAACAACAAGAGUAACCAGUAUAACUGACAGGCUAGUGAGCACAUCUGCCCAGCAAACAAGUACAACAUCAGAGACAAGUUCUUUACUGGGGACAACCAUUACUGAAACUGUUUCUUCCACUGCAACAACUGAAGCCCCAACAACAACAACUGAAACUACUACUAUUGUAUCUUUAACCAAUUCUGUGGGCACAACAGAUGUUACUUCAGAAUCAGAGCCAACACGCUUACCUAUCACAGGCCUUCCAGUUGUUACUUUGUCAUUAACCACAUCCUCAUUUACGGAAUCAUCAUAUUUUAGUACAGCAAUUUCACCUGUCUCAACUGAUGCAUCAAUACAAACAACUAUGCAGUCGACUGAAAAACCAACCUCUGGAGAAAUUGUGACAACUCCCAUUUCACAUACAAGCCCCAACUCUUUUGCAACUUCAACUAACAAAUCACCUAGCCCAACCGCUCAGGAGACAACUGAAAGCCAAAUCACAAUCACUCCUGACACUGGUUCUACCUCUAAAUCAUCUAUGGAAACAACUAUUGGACCAAGUGAUACAUCCACUUCGGGAAAGGAUAUCACAACUUCGAUUUUACAAAUAAGCACGGACUCCUCAGCAAACACAGCAGAGACAUUUAUAAGCACCACUCCUGAAAAAAGAACUGCAACACAAGUUACAGUUACACUUGACCUUAUACCUACAUCUGAAACUUUUUCAUCAACAACAGAAAAACAAACUUCCAUCGCUACACUUGUUUCUUCUUCUGGAUUAAGCAGCACAUCUGGUCUUUCCCAAAGCACAUCUGGCUUACCUGCAACAUCCAAUAUACUAAUUCCUACAAGUACCCCAGAUGUUUAUUGUAAAAAUGGUGGAACAGGAAAUCGCACAUUUGGCUGUACCUGUCCAAAAAACUGGAUUGGCAAGACAUGUGAAAUUCCGAACACAGCUAUAUCUGUGGAUUUUGUUGAUGUGACAACAGAUAUUGUUGUCAAAACUGAUGCAGACUUCAUAGAAGAAUUCAAAAACUCAAGUUCUUACAAGUAUAAAGAAUUUAUUAAAAACUUCACAACAGAAAUGGAGAGAGUGUACAGAGCCACAGUGAAAAAUUUUAAAAACAUCACUGUUUUGCGGCUGAGGCCAGGCAGUGUGGUAGUGGAGCAUCAAGUUUUUGUGACAGUUCAGAAUGACAAAAAUCUCACAACGAUGGUUAUUGAGAGCUUCAAGCAAAUCAAAGAAGCUCUUGAUAAACUCAAGAACUGUACAACAGGAGCUGAUGGCUGUCCUCAGCUUUCAAUUAUAGGCGACCCAGAGUAUUUCGAACCAGAAAUUGAUCUAAGCUCGGUAUGUACUGGAGAAAUCAAGGACUUCGGUAUUCACUACACACCAACUGUGCAAGAAGGAGGAGAGAUAUUGUGCAUUUCAGCUUGUGAUGCCAACCAUCCAAGGCCAAAGAACUGUAACAAUGGAACAUGCGAAAUAGGAUUAAGUGGUCCAUUCUGCAUAUGUGAUGAUGCAUACUGGUAUAGUGGGUCAGAAUGCAGUGGAAAAAUCAGGAAGAGGGAUGUUUAUGUUGGUGUGGGAACUGUGGUUGUAUGUGUGGUGUGCUUAAUUGUGUCAUUUGGUCUAUAUGCAAUCUGGCAAAGCCAGAAGGCACGAAGAAUGAAAGAUUGUAAAGUUGAGCAAGUAAAUCAGUGGUUGGAUGAAGAAUUAGAGUGGCCCUCACGAGAGGGGUGGUAUGCUUCCUCUGUGCAUUUAACAGGGGAUGAUAAUACCUCUGAUGGUGGCGGCCUGUUUGGUUUGGAUUUAAAUGGUGGCACAGCUGCUAGCACUUCCAAUUCAGACCUGCCAUCACCUUAUUAUGGUCCUCAGACAAGACAAGUCCAAACAAGGCCAGACACUAUCUAUUAUGACAACAGAUCACAUGACGAGAUGAAUGGAAGGGGGACAGAAACAUUGCUUGGUGAACCACAACUCAACAGCCCAUACACAGACAGGCACUUUAAUAUAAAGACUAGACAGCCCCAGCUCAGAGAUUAUACAGAGAUCUAGUUACGCACCACAAUGAUAUUUGUACUAGACACAAUAAAAUUAUGAAUGGACAUAUGAUAGAACAAUGAAGAACAAGCUUUCCUUUGUGAUGAACAAAUAACUAUCAUACCCUCAAAUUUAUCAGAUCUUAUUAAAGAAAAUAUACAAAUGACAAAAUAAGUAUGUUUAUUUAUACCUCCAUUUGAAAAUGUAUACUGUUGCAAAAUGUACAUAUUUGUUAUCACUUGCACUUUAAACAUUUAAUGUUCUAUUUUUGAUUAAAUAUUUAAUGUGGGUUAUUUAAUGUAACUUUAUUUUUUAUGUCUUAGCUAUUUAUAUUGUAAUUUGUAAUAACAAUAAACUCAUAUUA